AGUGCGCCUGCGCACCCUCCUCUGUGUUGAGUUUUCUCCAACCUGAGGAGCAGCUAGCGACCCUCCACUGGCGUUGGCUAAUUCGGCUUAGUAUUGAGGGUGGUCGUGGGAUCCAAAACGCGACGUGCUGUGCGUAUUUUCCUCACGGACGGGAAGGAACGGUUACGAUAAGAAAGGCCGAGGAGUCAGCCUCACCACGCUUGGGCAAGUCCAAUGCAGAAAAUAUGAGUAAACGGUAUAAUUAUCUUGGCUGGCCAAAUCCCUUAACGCCACAGACAACACCAGCAACAACAUCCAUGUUACUGGCUCCUGCUGCAAUCCUGCUUUGGUUCCGGAGCUACAAUUAAAAGGGACUAGCCUGUCUGCUAUUGUUCCUUUUAUUUUGGGAAAGGACGAGGUUUUGUCUCCAGGCGCUCAUAUACGCGAAUACCAGUCUCACAGCUUUAUGCUGUAAACGCAAAUAAUCCACCAGUCUGUUAGUUGGAUGUUUACGCUUUAAAAUGGCUGCUGAACGGGAUAUUUUGGACUAGAAUGAAGAUCUAGAAUAAGAUGCCGUGAGUGUUAUAUCUUGUCCGUAAGACUUUUCUUAUAGGGGACAAUGCGCCGCUUCCAACAUUUUUGAAGCAUUGUGCGCUUAAGAGAAUUUUCCACCCGUAACUGCAGGAGGUAACGUAGGACAUUCCUUCUGUUGUUCGAAACACAAUGAGGCGAGCCAUCAUUUAUACCUGUAGUCAUAUUUGAAUAUUUGUAUUCAUCGCUAAUACACGGAAUUUUCUUUAGUAUGUGUUCGUCGUUGGAAUGGUUGAGUUAUAGCGUUCGCCGAGUCCUGUAACAGUGUAGAUUAUGUCUGACAGAAUUUUCCUGAUCAGUUUCUGAAUGGAUCCCCCAGCUAAUUGAAACAGUCUGGGUACCACGAAAGAGACUCGGCUUCGCCUCUACUCAUCAGAAGGCCUUGCUCGCUGCCUCCACACAGCAGGAAAAUGGAUGGUGGGAAAAUGCUAAGAACUGAGCUGCUUUUUCUUAGACAGAGGACAUACACGAGCUCUGGACUGCAGGACGUCAACAGAUAUUUAUUGUUGUGCGUUAUGUUCUACCUGGUGCUCGUCACGCACGCCUCUCCGUCGAAAACCUGUGACAAAAACUGUCUCUCCGGGAAAUGCAUCAAUGGGACAUGCGUUUGCGACCGAGGAUGGGUAGGAGACCAGUGUCAACACUGUCAGGGCCGAUUCAAGUUGACGGAACCUUCGGGGUACCUCACCGACGGCCCAAUCAAUUACAAGUACAAAACCAAAUGCACCUGGCUGAUCGAAGGAUACCCAAACGCGGUCCUGAGGCUACGCUUCAACCACUUUGCCACCGAGUGCAGCUGGGACCACAUGUACGUCUACGACGGAGACUCCAUCUACGCCCCCCUGGUGGCCGUGUUCAGUGGCCUAAUCGUACCAGAGGUGCGUGGCAACGAGACCGUUCCAGAGGUGGAGACCACUUCGGGCUAUGCACUCCUCCACUUCUUUAGCGAUGCUGCCUAUAACCUCACCGGCUUCGAGAUCUUCUACUCGAUAAACUCGUGUCCGAACAACUGCUCGGGCCACGGCAAGUGCACAACGGGCAACUCCAUCGCCAGCCGCGUGUACUGCGAGUGCGACGAGUACUGGAAGGGCGAGGCCUGCGACAUCCCCUACUGCCGCAACAACUGCGGCAGCCCCGACCACGGCUACUGCGACCUGACCGGCGAGAAGCUCUGCGUGUGCAAUGACAGCUGGCAAGGUCCUGAUUGUUCGCUGACCGUCCCGUCCACCGAGUCCUACUGGUUCAUGCCCAGCGUGAAGCCCUCCGGGACGUCGCUGGGCCGGGCGUCCCACAAGGCCGUAGUGCAGGAGAAGGUCAUGUGGGUGGUGGGCGGCUACACCUUUAACUACAGCUCCUUCCAGAUGAUCCUCAACUAUAACCUGGAGAGUGGCAUCUGGAACACUGUGCCUAUCAGCAGCGGACCCCUGCCGAGAUACGGCCACUCCCUCGCCCUUUACCAGGAUGACAUCUACAUGUUUGGCGGGAAGCUAGAGAUGGGCUCAGGCAACGUGACGGACGAGCUGUGGGUCUUCAGCAUCCCAAGUCGGACGUGGUCUCAGAGGUCGCCGUCGACGCAGGCGCACACGGGCCAGGUGUUCGCCGCGGAGGGCCACUCGGCCCACGUGGCGGAGCUGGAGAACGGCGACCCGGUCAUGGUGGUCAUCUUCGGCUACUCGUCCAUCUACAGCUACAUCAGCAAUGUGCAGGAGUACAACAUCAGGACGAACGAGUGGCAGAUCCCGGAGACUCGGGGGGCGAUUGCUCUGGGCGGCUACGGCCACAGUAGCGUGUACGACCCGGGCAGCAAGUGUGUGUUUGUCCAUGGCGGCUACAAGUCUCUGCCCAACAAGAACAACAACAAAUAUGGCCUGGUGGACGACCUGUACCGCUACGAAGUCCCCACGCGCACAUGGACGAUCCUGAAGGAGAGCUCUUAUCCCCGCUACCUGCACUCCGCCGUGCUUCUGGGUGGAACCCUCCUCAUCUUCGGAGGAAACACCCACAACGACACGUCGCUGAGUAACGGGGCCAAGUGCUUCUCCACCGACUUUCUGGCAUAUGACAUCGCUUGUGACGAGUGGAAAGUCCUUCCCAAACCGAACCUCCAUCGUGACGUGAACCGCUUUGGACACUCGGCUGUAACCAGUAACGGGUCCAUGUAUGUGUUUGGGGGCUUCUCCAGUGUGCUCCUGAACGACGUGCUCGUCUACCGACCCCCAAACUGCGAGGCCUUCCCGGACGAGAAGCGGUGCGUGAACGCUGGCCCCGGGGUCCGCUGCGUCUGGAGUCGGAACCGCUGUGUCUUCUGGGAGCCGGGCCCCGUCAAUGGCACCUUGCCCGCGUCCUUUUGCCCUCUGAAACCCGCCCCCAUUGACGAGCGCUGCUAUCGUUUCUCGGACUGCGCCAGCUGCACCUCCAACACCAACGGCUGCCAGUGGUGCGAUGAGAAGAAGUGCAUCUCGGCCGGGAGCAACUGCUCCAUGCCGGUGAAGAACUUCACCCGGUGCACGUUGAGGAACGAGCAGAUCUGCGCCAAGCUGGUCAACUGCAAGAGCUGCUCCCUCAACCGCAACUGCCAAUGGGACGCCCAGCAGCAGGAGUGCCACGCCCUCCCAGCCCAGCUCUGCGGGGAAGGCUGGAGCCACGUCGGCGAGGUGUGCCUGCGCAUCAACUCCAGCCGCGAGAGCUACGACAACGCGCAGCACUACUGCAAGAACCUGGACGGCAGCAUCGCCUCCCUCACCAAGGCCAAGCAGGUGGACUUCGUCCUGGAGGAGCUGCAGAAGUACCAGCUGCAGGAGAAGAAGCUGUCGCCGUGGGUCGGCCUGCGCAAGAUCAACGUGUCGUACUGGGCGUGGGAGAACACGGCGCCCUUCACCAACACCUCGCUGCAGUGGCUGGCCGGCGAGCCCAGCGACUCUGGCUUCUGCGCCUACCUGGAGCUGAGCGACAGCACGGGCCUCAAGGCCAACGCCUGCACCGCCACCACGGACGGCCUCAUCUGCGAGAAGCCCGUCGUGAGCCCCAAUCAGAAUGCCCGCUCCUGCAAGAAGCCGUGCUCGCUGCGCACCAGCUGUGCCAACUGCACCAGCCAGACCAUGGAGUGCAUGUGGUGCGCCAGCACCAAGCGCUGCGUCGACUCCAACGCCUACGUCAUCUCCUUCCCCUACGGCCAGUGCCUGGAGUGGCAGACCGGCGAGUGUGUGUCUCAGAACUGUUCGGGGCUGCGGACGUGCAGUAAGUGCCUGGAGCAGCCGGAGUGCGGAUGGUGCGGUGACCCCAGCAACACGGGCCGUGGCCAGUGCAUGGAGGGCUCGUACCGCGGGCCCAUGCGGAGCCCGGCCAAGCUCAACCAGGCCCAGGGCCAGCAGGGUCUCUCGCUCACCCACAGCCAGGACAUGGUGCUGGAGCCGGCCCUCUGCCCCAAAGACAAGGGCUUCGAGUGGGCCUUCAUCCAGUGCCCGGCCUGCCAGUGCAAUGGCCACAGCACCUGUGUCAACGGCAGUGUUUGCGAGCAGUGCAGAAACCUCACCACUGGAACUCAGUGCGACACCUGCAUGCCCGGUUACCACGGAGACCCAACCAACGGAGGAAAGUGCCAAGCCUGCAAGUGCAACGGCCAUGCCAACGUGUGCCAGGUGAUGACUGGCAAGUGUUACUGCACCACCAAGGGGAUCAAAGGGGAUCAGUGCCAACUAUGCGACUCAGAGAACCGUUACCUUGGCAACCCCCUGAGGGGAACCUGUUACUACAACCUGCUGAUCGACUACCAGUUCACGUUCAGUCUGCUCCAGGAGGACGACCACUACUACACCGCCAUCAACUUCAUGGCCCAGCCUGAACAAACCAAUAAGAACUUGGAUAUGUCCAUCAAUGCCUCCAAUAAUUUCAACCUUAACAUCACCUGGUCGGUUGGAUCAACAGCUGGAACCAUCUCUGGUGAGGAGGUCCCCAUCGUCUCCAAGACGAACAUCAAAGAGCACCGAGACAGCUUCUCCUCCGAGAAGUUCAGCUUCCGGAGCAACCCCAACAUCACCUUCUACGUCUAUGUCAGCAACUUCUCCUGGCCAAUCAAAAUCCAGAUCGCCUUCUCCCAGCACAACAGCAUCAUGGACCUGGUGCAGUUCUUUGUGACGUUUUUCAGCUGUUUCCUGUCUCUCUUGCUGGUGGCUGCAGUCGUGUGGAAGAUCAAGCAGACCUGUUGGGCGUCUCGUCGACGUGAGCAACUGAUGCGGGAGCGUCAGCAAAUGGCGAGUCGGCCCUUUGCGUCCGUGUCUGUGGCUCCAGAGGUGGGCUGUGAGUACGUGAAGCUGCUGCAGGGAGGCUCUGAGGGUCCCCCCAAACCUGUUGCCAUGGAGCCAUGUUCAGGGGGCAAGGCGGCGGUGCUGACGGUGCUCAUCUGUCUCCCACGCAGCCCCUCUGGAGUCCCACCACCUGGCCAAUCAGGCAUCGCCAUAGCCAGCGCCUUGAUUGACACCUCCCAGCAGAAGCCCAUGGACUUCAAGGAGAAGAGCCAGGGUCUGAAGAACCGCAAAGCCCUUCCACCAGCACACCAGGGCACAUGUGUCUGAGUCUCUGCUCUCCCUUGCUGCCCUCCUCCCAUGAUGGGGGUAGAGGGUGGAGGGCUCACCCUUUUUUGGCCAAACUAACCCACCACUGCAGCCUCUCCAGCUGCUGCCUCUGUGUGUUGAUGAGAAAGAGAGGGAGAAACAGAGAGGCCCCCAUUUAAGUGAUGGGGGACCCAUUCAGUAGCAGAGUGUUUUAAGCCCUCAUCUGUCCCUCCCCCCCCCCCCCCCCCACACACACACACACACACCUUUGACUCCAUCUCUACCCUUUCACCACAUCUGCUGUUUCACCUCUUCUCUCCGAGCUGUCAAUCAAAGUCCCCUCUUUUCCUGUCUCAUCCUCCUCUUCCUCCUUCUCUUCGUCCUCAUCAGUCAUCUUGGUCAGAUAUUGCCCUCGUGUCUUAAGUGCAUCUACACCUGCAUCUGAUUCACCGUAUGCUUUUGCUAUCUCCGACAUCCUGAAAAUGCCCCCCGACAUUCAACCACAGUUCAUAUCCAGGGAACUCCAACUUACACUCCAAAUGUGGCUCUGUUCUGCCUGCACCUUGACGGCCUGGGGGGGGACCUUCACCCUCAAAUCCCUACUUCCCCAAGGCUUAGGGGGCAUAACCCCUUGCAUCAGGGACUCGAGUACCUACCCACUCUGGCUGCGAUUGAUCACCACCGAGAUGUGCAAGUUCAAUAGUGGGUGCCAGGAUGUUACACCUGGGACCAAUCAUCCCAGGACGCCCCUAUUUUUUUGUCGUUGAUGUUUCAUCAAUAGAUGAUCCCAGAAUUUGCUGUGAUGCACAAUUAGCUCUGGAGGCAGGAAGGUUAAAUACAGCCUUGUGUUGAGAGAAUGCACAGAGGGAGGAAAAAUGUAAAUGCUUACGACUAGCAGUUUUUUGCUGUGGUUCCUAGGUCAGUACCAUGGACACUGAAAACAUAUUGUCAAGUGGUUUUUAUUUAACACUCCUGUUUGCUUGCCAAUUAGCCACUUUGUUGUUUUUUUCCCCCUACCGAGCCACUUAAUCACUCUUGUAUUUCUAGCUAUUACAUCUCAUUUUAUUUAAUUAAAAACAAUUGCGUCUGUGUAGCGACUGAACGCUAUCACAAUCCUUUUAAGCUAAGCAAAGUUAAGCUGUUGGUUGCUUUGUUCAAGGGAGAGAGUGAACACACAGUUCUACCAUUCUUUGAUGGCUUGCAUAUACACACCUACGUACUCACUCACACAUACAUGUGAACACACAACAAGAUUGUGAGUGCUAAACAAGUUUGUCACCAGCUUUUUGUCCUCAUUUAUGUGAGUGUAGAUAAAAGCAUCUGGAUUGACACACACACACACACACACACACACACCAAUAUACUUAAACAGAAUGUAAAGUACUAUACGCUGCACACGGUGUGUCUGUACGUGCUGUUGAUGUCCAUCGCGUUGCCUGACGUCUUUGCAAGAUGCAAAUAAGCGCUGGUGCUCUUACAGCUAGUGUUCCAUUCGAUCAUCGGAUCACUGAACAAAAGGGGGUUGUGGGGUGGAGACGAAGUUCUCUGACAGACUCAGUGACCCCAACACUCAACGAGCUAACGCCGCUCUGAGGGGCAAGGGCCGUCAGUCAACACGUCCUCUGUGUCAUCGGCACAGCAAGAAAUGAAGGGAGACUUAUGUUUGAACAAUAACAAAAUAAGAAGAGAAAGAAAUGGCAGCCCCACUUACAAAUGAACAUGGAGGGCUUUUGUUUUGAUUUGUCUGGUUUGUUUUGUUUUUGUUCUUUUUUUGGCUUGUAUGUUUAUGAUGUAAAGCAGGUAAAAUAUCGUGCCUGUUGUGUAAUAUUCUGUUUAUAUUAUGCCGUGGAUCUCCAGAGAAGCUGUUACAGUGGAUGAUUUAUAAUGUGUUUUUUUGUUGUUUUGUUUGUGUCUGUUGGUUGGCCUUUGUUUUCUCUUGACAAAGUUCGGUACAGGUCUAUUAUAAGGGCAUAUCCCGCCUUUGCAUUGUGGGCUGGUCAUGUCUCCAACAAGUUCACUCUGGAGGCCUGUUUGGCACAGGAAUGCCCCCCGCCCCCCCUCCCCCGACUCCACAAUUUUAAGACACUCAGUGACCUCCCUCUGGCCUGACUCGAAUGUUCUGGAAGGACUCUCAGAUUUGGGACAUCCCCGCCUGAUUAGGUGGACGGUCCACAUCAGUGGACCUUCUGGCUUGCUGCUUCAGUCAGCCCUAAAGAGACCUUGUACAUAAAGGGGAAAGGGGCUUUGAUUGGCUGUCUCUUCGUCUCCAUGGGAACACUGAGGAUAUGUACAGCACGCCCUACAUGUUUGUAUUACAUGGACCUAAAAACAUGUGAAUCAAAUGUGAAUCUGUUGCUAUUCACGUAGCUACUCUAAUUCUGUCUUUUUUUGUUUUGUUUUGUUUCUUUCCUUGCUGUUUUUAAUUAAAAAAAAUAUUAUGAGGACAACAUUUAUUUUAGAGCCCAACCUCUGUAUUAUAUCUCCGAUGAUGACAGUGAUGAAAAAAAAACAAUGUCUUUUACAAUGUUUGUGACGAAAGAAAAAAAGUAAUGUUGUUUGUUUUCAUAAUGGAUCAACUCCUGUGUACUAUCACUGUUAUUAUACUUUUAGUUUAUUAACAUUUUUUUGUAUUUACAAUGUCACUCAGUAGUUGCUGCUGUGCAACUGUUCCGGUAUGGAGCACUUGGGCAUUGUAAAGUUUUUCUUCUGUUCAGAUUGUAAUAUUGUAGUAAUAGUGUACAUGUCAUUUUGACCUUAUUAAAGCCUAUUUGCCGAUGUGAAAUGGUAUGAUUUUGUAAUUACACAGUUAUUAACACCUUUUCACUGUUAUUACACAACUUUCAAUGGAAACACUGACUGUUUUGUGUUGAUGGAUAAAGUUAACAUUCCUGCGAUGCACAUGAUUGAUCUGAUGUACUUUAACUAUGGACAGAUGAACAAAUAAAACACCUGAACAUUCUUUA
Molecule: messenger RNA, 8083 nt
Organism: Clupea harengus (Atlantic herring)
Lineage: Eukaryota; Metazoa; Chordata; Actinopteri; Clupeiformes; Clupeidae
Gene: atrnl1b
Product: attractin like 1b
Cellular component (GO): Golgi apparatus
Molecular function (GO): protein binding
Source: RefSeq, a predicted model, not a curated record